AUCCACUACAACUGCCUGUCCAGCUGGACAUCACGAGCAUGGCCGACUCAUCACCACCAUUCUACCUGCUUGGACCAGUGUGGUAUGGAGCCAAAAGCCACGAUAACAACAGCAACACGCUCCAUGGAGCCCCGAAAUAUGCGAGCCGCCACUACCUCCUCAAAUGGCAAGAGGUAUUACUGUUCAAGGAACUCGAAAAAUUCAAGUUCAAGAACUCGGAUUGGCUCUCAGCAUUCAAGGAGGACAAGCUGUACAGGCAGACUCUGAUUGAGCGGAUGUACCCAGCUCAGACACCCAAGACCGAGGACGACAUAGAGUGGUUCGAGCAGAAACUGGAAUACUUGCUGAAGAACCCCAACGCUUCCAAGUGGCACACCUCUGUCGAUCUGCCUCUUAAGUAUCCUCCGCCCCCGGGCGUACUAGAUGCAGACGGCGAGGAAGCAGCAACAGAUGCCAGAACACAAGCACCUCAGCAAGCUCGCCGCCUCGGCUCCGAGUGGGAUUCGGGAAGCAGCCCUUCAACGCCGCAGCCCACUCCCGGUCCCCCAUCACUUGAGCGUUCCGUACAACGGGCCAGGCGUGGGGUUCCUUUUGGCCUUGACGACGUGGCGUCCUCAUCUGGACAUCAGAGCGCAGGAGGAAACAGUCCUAGCAUAGGAGAACAGGUUUUGAAUGCUACUGCAAGCACUGGUUUCAAACACAGUAUGCCUAGUCCUCGGGUUGAGGUCCGGGGAUCGGCAGCCAGCGCUAUGGCUCGGCCUGAAACUGCCUCGGAGGAGGAAGAGCAGGAUUUACGUCAAGAUCGCCACUCAGUUCUGACUGGUCUUACGAACCUGCUCAGUAGCCUAGACUUAAGCGAGAAGGAGAAAGCAGCCAAAGCGAAGCGCAAGGCGAGGAUGCGGGCAUCGGAGGAGUUCUAGACUCUGUAUCUUCGACAGGAAGAUAAAGACCUGUAUGGAAAGUCUCAAAAAGUCUGGGGCUAUCGUAGUAGAAGCGUGACAAUGAGGGACCGUCGGCUCCGGCAAUAGCAAUAUCUUGAUUUC
Molecule: messenger RNA, 1043 nt
Organism: Pseudocercospora fijiensis CIRAD86
Lineage: Eukaryota; Fungi; Ascomycota; Dothideomycetes; Mycosphaerellales; Mycosphaerellaceae
Exons: 2
Coding region: 39-920 (293 amino acids)
Source: RefSeq, a predicted model, not a curated record